Molecule: messenger RNA, 1338 nt
Organism: Pichia membranifaciens NRRL Y-2026
Lineage: Eukaryota; Fungi; Ascomycota; Pichiomycetes; Pichiales; Pichiaceae
Exons: 1
Coding region: 1-1338 (445 amino acids)
Molecular function (GO): N-acetyltransferase activity
Source: RefSeq, a predicted model, not a curated record
AUGAGACCGCUCUCCGCAUACGAGGCCGUCAUCGCCUCUCGGGCAGAACACGACAUCUACUACGCUUUCUGCGUCGCCGCAGACUACACCACGCCGCUCUCAAGGGACGCCAUUCUGGCCACCCUGGCCGUGCUGUGCCGCCGGUUCCCCCAUUUCUCCCUGCAGGUCGAUACAAGCACGGUGCCUCCACGGUGCACAUGCAUGCCGAAGUGGGAUCUGGCAAAACAACCCGGACUCGUUGACGUCUUCUCCGGCGCCGACGACGACGUGACUCACCCGAACACGGUCGAGGCCAUUCUCAAGCACUACAACGACGUCCCGGUUUUCAGGUACGCCGACAAGGACACGCCGUUGUGGAAGGUGGCCCUACUGGAGAAGACCAACACGCUCUUCUUCGUCACCGACCACGUCUACUUCGACGGCACUGCUGCAAAGAACUUCCACGUGCUCUUCGACGAAGCGCUCACGCAGACCCGCCAGCCGGGCGCGGAACGUUCUCUUCUUGUCGACACCAGCGUCUUCGACACGUAUCCAGACCCGACCGUGCUCAUGAACUUCGAUCCUGCCGCCAAGCCUGCUCCUGCCUCCACCCCGGAUGCUCCGACGCUGUUCCCUGUCCUGGACGAGAAGAUCGCUGCGGCGCAGCCUCUCCCGGCACACAACUCCACCAUUGUGCACCUCUCCGCCAAGGACUCGCAGGCCCUGGUCAACAGGGCCCGGGCGAACAACACGAAGCUCACGGCCCUCUUGUACGCCGUGGCAGCCAAAUCGGUCGUCCCGCUGGUCGACAAGGUUGCAGUGGCUGCCUCUGGGGCCAAGCUGAAGGCCAUGAUUCCGAUUAACACAAGACCGCUGGUCACUUCGUUGCCGCAGAAUUCGGACGUGCUCCAGUUCGGACUCAUGUUCGGCAAGUACUUUGCCAUCGAAGACCCGGCCACGGUUGUCCAGAGCACGCUCGAGCAGCUUUCAGCAAGCUUCCAGAGCCGGUUGCAGGCCAACAUCCCGCAUGCUGCGGACGGCUACGAGGUGUUUGAGGCAGACGCCAGGAAGAACUUCCAGCUUGUGGACGAGUCCAUGGCCUCGCUCUACGAGAGGAACCUCUCUCCAAAGACAACGUUGGCGAUGUCGAACCUGGGGGUGUUGAAGAGCGCCUCGGGCCACGUCGGCAAGGUGUACUUCGACCAGCCGAUGGUGGACGCCUGCUUCGGUGUCCACUUCUGCUCCAGCUCCGAGGCAGGGCUCUCCAUCACUCUCAACUCGCAUAGGGCGGUCCCGAAGGACGUCUAUUUACAGUUUGUGAACAGCUUCACCUCCUAUAUAGCCUCUCUCGUUCUAUAG